AUGGGUAGUGAGGUCCUAGCAGACCGAGACGGCGGGGGCGAUGAGAAUGACCGGGAUGAUAAGGGUGAUCAGGGUGAUCAUAAAGAUGGUAAUGGUGCUGAGGAGGAAGAGAAAGAAGUCUUGGGCGACGAUAAAGACCAUAAAGACCAUGAAGUCGAAGAAGUCGAAGAAGUCAAACCAGCCUCUCCUAUGACUGCAGAACAAAAAAUAAUGUCACCGAAGAUUCCAGACCGCACGUACCAACUGGCAACUGCGAAAGAUGUGUAUUUCAUUUUCGCCAUUCUCGAUUCCAUGAAAGCUGUCCUAAGUGAGAAAUCUACCAAGCCUGGAGCUUUCCAUAAUGCUGGUAAGACGAAGCCGUCGAAGUUCACACAAAACCGCGGCCAAGGAUACACCAUGCCGAGAAAAGACGACGAUUCAGUGUUGAGAGAUUUAUUCGCCAUGCAUGUCGUAUGCGGUUGA
Molecule: messenger RNA, 462 nt
Organism: Sclerotinia sclerotiorum 1980 UF-70
Lineage: Eukaryota; Fungi; Ascomycota; Leotiomycetes; Helotiales; Sclerotiniaceae
Exons: 6
Coding region: 1-462 (153 amino acids)
Source: RefSeq, a predicted model, not a curated record